This is a messenger RNA of Peromyscus maniculatus bairdii (prairie deer mouse), 1962 nucleotides long. Lineage: Eukaryota; Metazoa; Chordata; Mammalia; Rodentia; Cricetidae. The record is from RefSeq and is a predicted model, not a curated record.
GCGGGCGCAGGCGCGGGGCUCCGGAGCUCUCCAAGCUCUGCAGAGGAGUGAACCCCGAUUGGAGCUGGGGGCCUUCUGAUCCUGGUUGUGGGAUUGAUUAGGUGCCCUUUGGAGAGGUGACUUGGCCUCGCGGACACGGGGUGUUCCUUAGAUACCUGCCCACUUCAAGCCUCCUUUCCCUAGUUGAAUUCAACAUCAGUUCAAUUUAUUUUCUCCCUUUUAGCCAAACCCCUCCCCCCAGCCCCUUUGGCAUAGAAAAAAAUAUUUAUUGAGUGAAUUGCAAGGUUGCAGUGGUCAGGGCUAUAACAGAAGAACCGUCUUGUCCAAACUUUUUGAAGGGAGCUUGCCAUAUUCUGCUUGGGUGGAAUUCCACAAGUUUCUUUUCUACUCCAUUAUAAGCCAAGAUUUAUGCCUUUAAAGUCCGUUUUUCUACUAAUAUCUGACCAGGUGGAGAGGAUGGAAAAAGCAUUUGUGAAAUGUAGGAAUGAAUGUUUUGUAAGUAUCAUUUGUGAGUUAAGGUUGGGACGAAGUGGAAGGCUCUCAUAGUCUUCCUCCCUGGCUGUGGCGGAACGUUGGGGCUACUUUGGUAAAUAACUAAAGGAGUGGUAGGUGGUGUUAGGACUUGGCCAUUCUAGCCACUCUGGAAGCUAGGCCAGAAGUUCCCUUGAUUUCAGGAGUUCCAUUCCAGUGUGGGCAGCUUAGUGAAGACCUUUGCCUCAAGAACGUGGUGAAGGGGAUUCACACUCAUACCAUGGUUCCCAACUGGGGGAAAACAAACGAUUGCCUACACCCUUAGAUGGCCAAAGGAAGUUUGGGAAGGCUGUGCGCAAGUUGAUCUGAUGGGGUAAGGGGUGGCAGGUGGGGGAUAAAAGAGAUGAUGAUGAGCAAACCAAUCAGUCCGAAAACUAAAAGGAAUUAGGUCUGAAACUUAAUGAUCACUCUUUCUACUAAGAAAAACUUUCCCCUGUAGUUUUAAAUGUAAAGUAGGAUUUUGCUGCAAAAGAAGAUCCAAGGACCUUUUUGAAGUUACCACCAAAGGAAGCAGUCAUGCCUGGGGAAACAGGGAAAACCGACAUGGAGAGGAUUGGCCUCUUCAGUGAGAUGGAAUACGUUACUGUGGGAGAUAAAUAUGUGUCACCCUUUAAUCGACCCUUUAAUGAGGCUGCAAGCAAAAAAAGACAGAUGCUGCCCGGGGGAUCCAAACAAAUGUCAAGCCUCCAGGCGGGGUACUUUGAUCCUCAGUUUGUGAGGAUUUUCGAAGGGGAAGGCUAUGUGAGCCUGAAUCAAGUGAGGAGACGGUUCAUGAUGGCAGAAUCCAAAAAAAACCUCAGCAAAGCCUUCAUCCCUAGUAGUGGAGAGAAAAAGCCAAGUGGAUUAGGAAGCUAUUAUGGAACCAUUGGUGGCCCUAUCCCAUUCUUCAGUGCACAGCUAAGACCCAGGGACAAAUAUCAGCCACCUGGGAAGAAUUUAUAUACCAACCCGGGAAAAAAAGGAACUGGAUAUGGCUAUGCCAAUGUUACCAUAGGCAAGCAGCUUGCACACUCUGCUGACUUAUAUGAUGCAGCGAAACUGAAUUAUAAGCCUGGUGGAAUGAAGGCAGGAACGUUUGAACCUUACCCAGCACACUCAGCUGACCCUUAUGUGGUUAAAAUGGGAAAGGUGGUUCCUGGAAAAGGGGAAAAGAUUUUCCAUCCACCAAAUGGACCAAAAAGCAGACCCAUAGAAAGUAUAAUGGCGCUGAAUGUCAAAAGGGCACUGAAUGUGAAGAAUUACAAGAGUGUCUCAGCAGACACACUGGGGAAGCAGCUGGUUUUCUAGCUUCUCUCAAGAACUCCCUGGAAUAUGCAACGUUAUGGAAUCCGUGAUCCCACAGCAUUUAAAGGACAUUUCAACACGAGACUCAACUGUAACAUCCUUCCUGAUUUUAAUGCUGUUUAAUAAAUAGUGUUGGCUACCGACUUA